CAGACCCUUGCAGUCGUUCUCUCUCCCUCUCGCGCGUGCUCACGCUCUCUCCCGCGCAGCAGCAACAAAAAACCAAAAACCCUCGAAAAGAACAACAUAGAAUAAAAUACAAAAAUUUUAAAUUAUUAUUAUAGUACUUGUGUGUCUUUUGUGAGCAACAGCCGAGAUCGGAGCAAGUCUCAAUACCCUUCUCAGAACCCGGAGAGCAGAUAGCCCAAAUAAGCCGCAGAAUCCCUUGUAAUGGCUCUACUUCGUUCGCUGAGCUCCCAACGAACAGCCAUCAGUUUGGUCUACGGCCGUAAUAGCAGCAAGUCGAGCAGUUCCGCGGCCGUCGUCGCCGCCUGCCGGAGUUACCAUCAGUGCGGCAGGAGGAGCACCACAGCAGCCGGCGAAGAAUCUUCUCUAUCAUCAUCAUCGGAUCAUCAUCAUCAUCCCGCUAGCGGGAUCAAUGGCGCUCGCUUCUUGCACUCCGGCAAUCGGCCGCUGCAGGCCUCCACUCUGGUCCAACCGGACCUGGUGGCCGGCGAGGCGGUGAAGCGGACCGCCAAGCAGGACUCGUCGCAGAGCCAGAACCCCUCGCCCGCUGGCUCGCCGCAGAGGGAUCCCCUGGACGUGACCUUCAACGAUCCGAUUGCCGCCUUCAAGAGCAAGACAACCGGCGAACUGAUGCGCGCCUAUCUGGUCUACAUGAUCUGUUCCAGCGAGAAGCUGGUCGAGCACAACAUGACGCUGCUAAAACUGGCCCGCAACCUGCUCGGCCAGAAGCUCUUCGUCCUGCUGAUGAAGUCCAGCUUCUACGGACACUUUGUGGCCGGCGAGAAUCGGCACACGAUCGUGCCCGCCCUAGAGAGGCUAAGAUCGUUCGGCGUUAAGCCGAUUCUCGACUAUUCCGUUGAGGAGGAUAUCAGCCAGGAGGAGGCUGAGAAACGAGAAGUUGAGUCUUCCGUUUCCAGUGCCGGCGAACACAAGGAGGAGGGCAGCAUGCCGCAGUAUCAUGUGGACAAGUCCUUCGCCGAUCGGCGCUACAAGGUGAGCAGUGCUCGCACCUACUUCUACCUGAACGAGGCCACCUGCGAGCGGAACAUGGAGAUCUUCAUCAAGUGUCUGGAGGCCGUUUCGGAUGAUGAUCGCAAGGCGCCCCGGGCAGUGGCCACGGGCGCCACCUUCGGAACGGGCAUUACCGCCAUUAAACUCACCGCCCUGGGCCGUCCACAAUUGCUGCUGCAACUGUCCGAGGUGAUUAUGCGCACACGCAAGUACAUGGAGGACAUGGUGGGCGGUCAGGGCAAUGUGCUGACCCACCAUAAGACCAUCAAGGAUCUCGAGAAGUAUUAUGCAACGCUGGGCGACAAUAAGGACGUGAAAGAGUUCUUGAACAAUGUGACGUCCGAUAAGGAGGGAAUCCUGCAUCUGUUCCCCUGGUCGGGCAUCGUGGACGAGGACUCGCAGCUGAGCGACACGUUCCGCGUUCCCGAUCCCCAAACCGGCCAGAUGCGUCGACUGAUCUCACAAAUACCGCCCAAAGAGGAGGAGAUGUUCAGGAACAUGAUCCGUCGCCUCAACACGAUUGUAAAGGCUGCUGCCGAUCUGGAUGUGCGCAUCAUGGUGGAUGCGGAGCAGACCUACUUCCAGCCGGCCAUCUCGCGCAUCACCCUGGAAAUGAUGCGCAAGUACAACAAGGACAAGGCCAUUGUCUUCAACACGUACCAGUGCUAUCUGCGCGAAACGUUCCGCGAGGUGAACACCGAUCUGGAGCAGGCCAAGCGCCAGAACUUCUAUUUCGGAGCCAAGCUGGUGCGCGGUGCCUAUAUGGAUCAGGAGCGUGACCGCGCCAAGUCUCUGGGAUAUCCGGAUCCGGUGAAUCCCACCUUCGAGGCCACCACGGACAUGUAUCACAAGACUUUGGCCGAGUGCUUGCGACGCAUUAAGCUGAUGAAGGACUGUGAUGACGAUGCCCGGAAAAUUGGCAUUAUGGUGGCCUCGCACAACGAGGACACCGUGCGCUUUGCCAUCCAGCAGAUGAAGGAGAUCGGCAUUUCGCCCGAGGACAAGGUGAUCUGCUUUGGCCAACUGUUGGGCAUGUGCGACUACAUCACCUUCCCACUGGGCCAGGCGGGCUACUCGGCGUACAAGUACAUCCCGUAUGGCCCUGUGGAGGAGGUGCUGCCCUACUUGUCGCGCCGUGCCCAGGAGAACAAGGGUGUGCUCAAGAAGAUCAAGAAGGAGAAGCGACUGCUGCUCUCCGAGAUUCGGCGUCGUCUGCUGCGCGGCCAGCUGUUCUACAAGCCCAAAGGCAACUAUGUGCCCAUCUAAGCUGGCCUGGAUGGACGGAAACUCACUCACUCAUCCGCAUACACACACAUGCCCCCGGUGCGGCAGUUAUAUCUGAGGAUAUAUCACGGAUAUCGCCAGGAAAUCGAUCGCUUCGGGCAUAUUUUAAUGUUUUUUUUUUGUCGUUCUUACUACUCUUACGAAAUUCGCGUAUAUCUACGGUAUAUAUAUGAAGGUCUUGCAAGGAGCGAGGAUGUCUUGCUGCGGGAUCUUUCGGGAUCUUCGGGAUCUUCUUCACCUUCACCCACAAAACAACUUCAAUUAGAGACGGUAGCACUGAGCGAUGGUCAUUUUUUGAUGAAAAUAUGUAUAUUUUUACGUCUUGUUGCAACAAUAAUCUAAACGACUUCUGUAUGUGUGUUACAAAGAAAACAAAAAAUGAAAAAAAAAAACUGAAAAGCGUAAAAAAAAGCGUGACGAAAGGAAAGGAAACGAAUGUGGGAAUUCCGCAUAGAGGAUAUUAAAAAAAAAAAACGGGGAUUGAAUUAAAGCGAACAUUUUUUAGCAUCGUAACAAAAUAAAGCAUAAAUCGAUAAUGGUAUAUACGUAUUAUAUACAAAGUAAUGAGAGCAAAACGUUUAUAGAGAUAUAUGUACCGAUACCGAUCUAUAUCCACAUAGAUACAGAUACAUGUAUGUGUAUGGCUGCAUUUUAGUCUAGAUUCAUUAACUUCGUGUUUGUGCCUCUUCCUCAGUAUCAGUUAUCAGUAUAUCAGUUAUUAGUUUAUCCAUUCUUAAUUUGCGAUGUGAUUUCAUGUUGGUUACCCUAAGUUACUACCAUAAACCAUAUACAUAUAUUUAUAUAGAUCAAUAGCGAAGGAGAGAGUCCAGGGCAUUUGUUCCUCCAGUUCGUGGCCAUCCCCCAUCCGAAAUAGUCAAAUAAUACUGUCCAUAGGAACAAGGGAUACCGCGCAUACCUAUACCUACCUAAACCUAGCGAGUUGUAUUACAAUUAUGCUAAAUUAACUUAAAUGUAUAUGUUUAAUUUAGCACUUAAAGAAGCGAUAUUAUAAAAGUCAUUACUACCGAUAGUCGAUGGAUGAGAAACCGUAACCGUAACCGUAACGCAACCGAAACCGCCUCUUGUCCCCCUGAUUUCCA
Molecule: messenger RNA, 3431 nt
Organism: Drosophila takahashii
Lineage: Eukaryota; Metazoa; Arthropoda; Insecta; Diptera; Drosophilidae
Source: RefSeq, a predicted model, not a curated record